UAACCGCGCGGACAACAGACCACGCCGGCAACGUCGCUUGACGUUUCUCUCCGCCGCACAGCUGAUCCGAGACAAGCGGUGGAAAUGUUUACGUGUCGCCCGUCAGUUCGCUGACGGUUUUAAGUUUCCCGGAGAUAAACAACUCCAAAUUAUCAGUGGUUUACGCCAAAUUUGCCGGCCGAAAUGUUAUCACGCGUCGCGCAUCAUGCAACGGCCCGAUACGUUACGCCUCCUCGUGUAUCUCGCGAUACUUAACGUCGGUCUCGCGUUUUUCAACGUGCCUCAGAAAACCGACGAAUGUUUCUGCCAAUUGAAGGGAAAAAUCGACGAGUGCACCUGCACCGUCGACACCGUCGACCACUUCAACAACGUGAGGGUGUUCCCCCGGCUCAGGAGUCUGCUCGUCAAAGACUACUUUCGGUUUUACAGGGUGAACUUAAAGAGGGAAUGUCCGUUUUGGAGCGACGACAGCCGUUGCGCGAUGCGUUACUGCCACGUGGAACCGUGCGGCGAGGACGAGAUCCCCGCGGGCCUGAAGGGCGAACGCCGCCGCGUGAAACGCGACUUAUACGGCCCCGAAAAUGACAAAGAGUGCACAGUAAACGACUUGGAUUAUUUAAACAAGACGUUGAGCGAGAAAGCUAUCCACGAUAUGGAACUGUGGGCCGCGCACGACGACGCCCAAGACAACUUCUGCGUAAUCGACAACAAUGAUCCCGACGCCGAAUAUGUGGACUUGCUGUUGAACCCGGAGCGGUACACGGGAUACCAGGGACCUUCGGCCCGUCGCGUAUGGCGCAGCAUUUACUUGGAGAACUGUUUUCGGCCAGAGAGGAGCCACAGCUUUACGUCAUAUAUACAAAGCGAUAAGCUGAGCGACAUGUGCUUGGAAGAGAGGGCAUUUUACCGUGUCGUUUCUGGUUUACACGCCAGCAUCAACAUACACCUCUGCGCCAACUAUUUACUGUCCCACUCGUCCGGGUUGUCCCUGGUAGAUCCGAACGGCGAAUGGGGUCCCAAUUUGGAAGAGUUUAAGAUGAGGUUUUCUCCAGAAACGACCAACGGCGAAGGACCGUUCUGGUUGAGGAACCUCUACUUCAUCUACCUCGUGGAGCUCAGGGCUUUGGCGAAGGCGGCGCCGUAUUUGGAACGCGAGACGUUUUAUACGGGCGACGAGUCCGAAGAUUGGGACACCAGGAUGGCGAUCAAAGACCUGCUGUCUGUAAUCACCAAGUUCCCGCACCAUUUUGACGAGACGACCAUGUUCAAGGGCUCGCGGGAGGCGGAGAAAUUAAAGUACGAGUUUACGCGCCAUUUUCGUAACGUCACCAGGAUCAUGGACUGCGUCGGGUGCGACAAGUGCCGCCUGUGGGGUAAACUGCAGACCCAAGGUUUGGGUACCGCGCUGAAGAUUUUGUUUAGCGGCAAGUUCGACUACGAGAACGGCGUGUUGUUGAACAAGAAGGAGAUGCAGCUGCAGAGGAACGAGAUAGUGUCGCUGUUCAAUGCCAUCGGAAGACUGUCAACCAGUAUUUACAAGCUGGACGAUUUUCGCCAGAUGAUGAGGUAACCACCCGAGCGCUCAAGAGGCAUCUCUUAUUUGCAAAAAAGAUUAAGGAUGAAUUUCAACCUGCUUUAAAUACCUCUUCUUAGGUGUGUGUAAGUACUUAAUAAAAAUAAAUGCGUUUUUUUCUCUGUCAAUUUUCGGAAUAAUUCAUCCCUUUCACUAUUAAUUUGGUUUCCUAACAGGCUUUUACUUAAUCUUUUAACGCAUACGUCCGAGCUUUAAGUGGAGGUUAAAUGAAAAGUCUGGUUUCCUCCUUUGUUUUGUUUUUCUUUUUUUAAAAUUAUGAAUGUGUGGUUAGGAAUUGGCCAAAAACCGCAAAUUUCUCUCUAAUUUCCUCUCUACGAUUUCCUCUGGUGGGGUUAGACAAGAGUAGACGUCGGAAUGUAAUUAUCAAGAUAAAUCGGUUAAGAAAAAAAAUGUAAAAGUUGACAACCCAUCACGUGUUAUAUAUUGAUCGGAUAAACUUUUAAUUCCCUUCUUUAUUGUUGCUGCUUUUGUACUAUUUUUAGGCUGUACCAGAGAUAACAAACUUGAUAUACAGGAUUAAUUUUAUUAUUAUAUAAUUUUAUAUCGAUUAUUAUAGAGUUUAUAGCUGAAUUUAUUUUUCCUCUGUAUUUGUAGAAAAGCGUAUAUUUUAAUAAAAUAUUUACAGUUGAAAGUUGAUUUUUU
Molecule: messenger RNA, 2236 nt
Organism: Cylas formicarius (sweet potato weevil)
Lineage: Eukaryota; Metazoa; Arthropoda; Insecta; Coleoptera; Brentidae
Gene: Ero1L
Product: ero1-like protein
Exons: 1
Coding region: 206-1570 (454 amino acids)
Biological process (GO): protein folding in endoplasmic reticulum
Cellular component (GO): endoplasmic reticulum membrane; endoplasmic reticulum
Molecular function (GO): protein-disulfide reductase activity; thiol oxidase activity; FAD binding
Source: RefSeq, a predicted model, not a curated record